AUGGAGACGGUGGUAAACCUUGUGGUGGUUAGUCUUGCGGACAUCGCCAGUGGCAAAAUGGAGGCCAUGGUAAAACAUACAAUUAUGUUUCCCCACGGAGGACACAGGGACCCUGAAGAAUUUGAAAGCACACCAACAGAGGAAGAGAAUUUAACAUUUUAUCCUUUUGAUGACGACUUUCAGCACCCCAGUGCUUCACAGAGGAGUGACAUUGAAGAACUGAGUUCAACAUCUGAUUCACAUGGAAAGAAAAGUCCUUUAGAACUGUUUACAGAUCCGGGGGAAAAGAUAGAGGUUAUUCUUGGAAAUAUUGGAGUUGACAUUAACCGUGCUCUUAGUGCUAAGAGACAAAGAUUGGAGACAACUGCCAGACAGUCUUUUGCGGGAGUUGAGCAGAAAAUGAAAGAAGUUUGGAACUCACAUGAAGAUGCAAUGGCACAGCUUAAUGAAGCGUCUGCUCAGGCAUUUGCAAAUCUGUUUGAGCGAUGGGAUGAGGAUUUUAAGAAAUUUCGAGAACAAUAUGAGAAACUAGUGAAUGAUUUUCAAGAGGAGGAGAAGAAUUUUCAACAAUCUAGACUUAUUCAGAACCAGAGACUGAGAACAAUUAAACAAGUACAUGAACAAUUCUUACAGAAUUUGGAAGACCUGGAGAAGAGGAAUGAUGAUCUGCUUACUGGGACACAGAGUGAACUUAAAGAGGAAAUAAAUAAGCUGCGGAGAAAAAUUAUGAAAGAAUGUUAAAAGCAGAGGAUGGCGAAUGUUCAUCACUCUUUCCAGUCCAUACUCUUUUGAUGGGAAGAAUAUUUGAAGAAAGAAAUUAAACUGAAACGAUACAGUUCAAGUGUCAGCUAGGAGCCAUGCUUUAAGACAAGUAUUAGUAUAAAUGAUAAGAUUUUUAGUCACUAGUUUGUUUCUCUUAUCCUUUAUUUAGAAUA
This is a messenger RNA of Rattus rattus (black rat), 935 nucleotides long. RefSeq names its product synaptonemal complex protein 3-like. Gene Ontology annotation, cellular component: synaptonemal complex. NCBI's taxonomy places the organism in Eukaryota, Metazoa, Chordata, Mammalia, Rodentia, Muridae. The record is from RefSeq and is a predicted model, not a curated record. The transcript has 9 exons. Gene Ontology annotation, biological process: meiotic cell cycle; spermatid development. The coding region runs from base 1 to 741 and encodes 246 amino acids.